AUGCAAGCAAACCUAUUUGGAGGCCAAGCAGACCUGUUCGAAGAAUUGAAUCUGUCUGCUGAUUUGUUGAAGGGUUUAUAUGUGGAGAUGAAGUUUGAGAGGCCGAGUAAGAUCCAGACGAUCAGUUUGCCUAUGAUUCUGACCCCUCCUUACAAGCACUUGAUCGUUCAGGCACACAAUGGUUCUGGCAAGACUACUUGUUUCAUGCUUGGCAUGUUGAGCCGUGUUGAUCCCAAACUCACUGCUCCUCUGGCGCUCUGUAUCUGCCCUACCCGAGAAUUGGCGAUCCAGUGUCUUUGUGAAUUCAGGGUUCCCCUCAACCUUUGGAUAGGGAAAGGGAUCAUGGAUUAUUUGGAUAGGGAAUGGGAAAAUCUGAGGAAAAUGUUAAUGAAAUAUAAGCUCAAUUUUUUGGAUUUUAGGCUUCAUUUGGCGAAUGGGUUGAAUAUGGAAGUUCUUAAGAAGAUGAGGAAUUAUACAGGAAUUACUUCUGAAUGUGCUAUACCAAUGGAUAGCAGCAAUUAUGUUCCAAUUUCAAAACAAGCACCAGUGACAGCACAAGUAGUGAUUGGCACUCCUGGUACAAUCAAUAAAUGGGCGACAACAAAGAAAUUGAGCACGAACUAUUUGAAGAUUCUUGUUUUUGAUGAAGUUGACCACAUGUUGGCAGAGCUACUAGCAGUCAAGAAACUCGAUACUAUAGCUUGCAGGAAGCAGAGCAAUGAAGAUUUCCUUGAGCUAGUGUUUAGUGUCUCCAAGCUUAAACACGCUAAUGUAGUUGAGCUUGUGGGUUACUGUGCUGAACAUGGACAGCAGCUACUUGUCUUUCUUGGGGGAGACUUUGGAGCAGAUUUUCUAUCUCCUAUAUUGAGUGCAUAG
This is a messenger RNA of Camellia sinensis, 876 nucleotides long. The record is from RefSeq and is a predicted model, not a curated record. Lineage: Eukaryota; Viridiplantae; Streptophyta; Magnoliopsida; Ericales; Theaceae.